GGUGUGGCUGCUGUACCACACCGGGACUGGACGUCGUACGGGAGACCCAUCGCUCGCUCCUGUCAACCUUCGUCUUCCGUGUUCUCAACCCCCUCCUCCUUAAGCCACAAUGCGUGAGUGUAUCAGCGUGCAUGUGGGCCAGGCCGGCGUGCAGAUCGGUAAUGCCUGCUGGGAGCUGUACUGCCUGGAGCAUGGCAUCCAGCCCGACGGCCAGAUGCCCUCAGACAAGACGGUGGGCGGCGGUGACGACUCCUUCAACACCUUCUUCAGCGAGACGGGCUCGGGCAAGCACGUCCCUCGUGCUGUCUUUGUUGACCUGGAGCCUUCUGUCAUAGAUGAGGUGCGGACGGGAACCUACCGGGCGCUCUUCCACCCGGAGCAGCUCAUCACCGGCAAGGAGGACGCCGCCAACAACUACGCCCGGGGCCACUACACCAUUGGCAAGGAGAUCGUCGACGUCGUCCUGGAGAAGGUCCGCAAGCUGGCUGACCAGUGCACAGGUCUACAAGGAUUCCUUAUUUUCCACUCAUUUGGUGGUGGCACUGGCUCCGGCUUCACCUCCCUCCUCAUGGAGCGACUGUCGGUAGACUACGGCAAGAAGAGCAAGCUAGAAUUUGCUAUCUACCCUGCCCCUCAGGUGGCAACAGCGGUUGUGGAACCCUACAACUCCAUCCUCACAACCCACACGACCCUGGAACACUCUGACUGCGCCUUCAUGGUCGACAACGAGGCCAUCUAUGACAUCUGUCGGAGGAAUCUAGACAUCGAACGUCCCACCUACACCAACCUCAACCGUCUUAUUGGCCAGAUCGUCUCCUCCAUCACCGCCUCCCUCAGGUUCGACGGCGCCCUGAACGUGGACCUGACGGAGUUCCAGACCAACCUGGUGCCCUACCCUCGCAUCCACUUCCCGCUGGUCACCUACGCCCCCGUCAUCUCCGCAGAGAAGGCCUACCACGAGCAGCUCUCCGUCGCAGAGAUCACCAACGCCUGUUUCGAACCCGCUAAUCAGAUGGUGAAGUGUGACCCUCGCCACGGCAAGUACAUGGCCUGUUGCCUCCUUUUCCGGGGCGAUGUUGUGCCCAAGGACGUCAAUGCUGCCAUCGCCGCCAUCAAGACCAAAAGGACCAUUCAGUUCGUGGACUGGUGCCCAACAGGCUUCAAGGUAGGCAUCAACUACCAGCCCCCGACGGUGGUUCCUGGAGGGGACCUAGCCAAGGUGGCCCGCGCCGUCUGCAUGCUCUCUAACACCACCGCAAUCGCCGAGGCGUGGGCUCGUCUCGACCACAAGUUUGACUUAAUGUAUGCCAAACGAGCUUUCGUUCAUUGGUACGUCGGUGAGGGCAUGGAGGAGGGCGAGUUCUCAGAGGCACGAGAGGACUUGGCGGCCCUCGAGAAGGACUAUGAGGAGGUGGGACUUGACUCUGCUGAGGGUGAAGGCGAAGAGGAGGAGGGGCAGGAAUACUAGGCAUCCUCCAUAGCACCUCACCCCCCUUCACUAAAACUACAAUACCUGCCAUGGCACCUAUCUUCUUUCCAACUAAGAUAGCUGCCAUAGCACCCCCCCCCCCCCUCUGAAUUAUGAUAGCUGCCAAGGUACUUCCCCAAAACAGACAAUUGCCACAGCAUCCCCCCCCCCCAAUCCCCUAAAAUACUCAAAAAUAUACUCCCCCUGACUUUUAACAACAAUCACAGCAGCUCUCGUGACAAAUAUUAGUAUGACAGCCCCAUGCACUGACAUAAAUGUCCAUAACUACAAUACGUGCUAUAGUGACUAGAGCACUCGGUACCAUUGGAUCAAGUACUUCCUACUCAAAGGGACUUUUGUUGUCUCCUUUGUGAAAUUGGUUCGAAUUGUAUCUCUGGGUCAUCUGUCAGAUGCUUGUUGAACUAUCACUCUCAUCCUUCACAAUGGUUCAUCUUUUUGAUCUUCCAACUUCAUGAAGGAACAUGACUGUGCCAAACCACCAUGUCAAAAACAAAAAAAUAGAAAAACUGACACUUUACGUUUAGAGUUGGUAGUAACAGAAAACAGUUUCCUAAUAUUUGGGAUUUAGUGUCUCGCUUCUCCACCAGAGAAGGGUUAAACGAAUGCAAGUUGCUAGUUAUAAAUACUUGAAUUCUAGAUCAUUAAUAUCCCAGAGGGAGUAGGAGAAGGCAAAAAGCUUGUGUUGAUCUGCUCGUCUGGGGAGUUCGGUUGAACUCCAUUGGCUCUUGUGCCGUUUUGUCUGACCUCCGCUGUUGUAGAGUAGGGGGGACUGAAGUCACUAUAGUGUGAUCUGGACAUUAGGAUCAAACCCACACAUAACUGUGCCAAAGUCAAUUUUUGUGCCAAAUGAUGAAGUAAUGUUGGAAUCCAUAACUGAAUUCAAUAAAGCUUGUGCAACAGUGGUUAAUUAAAGCAGUUUUGCAGUUUUGAAAUGAAAUGGUAAUUUUUGUGCCAAAACAAUAAUCAGACAUAUCGAGAUUAAUACAACAGGGAAGUUUGGCUUCGAUUUCUAUCUGGUCUUGCUUGGUUAGAGCUAUGCCCGAGAACCAUGACCAGAUUUACACGAUCUAUCCAAAUUGUGAAAAAUUGACAUAAUAGGACCAACUAACCCUGUUAAAUACUGUAUGGUAUCAAGAUAAAUAUUAUCCAGCUUAACUAAAUAGUUAAUAAUCUCUGACU
Molecule: messenger RNA, 2668 nt
Organism: Procambarus clarkii (red swamp crayfish)
Lineage: Eukaryota; Metazoa; Arthropoda; Malacostraca; Decapoda; Cambaridae
Product: tubulin alpha-1D chain
Biological process (GO): mitotic cell cycle; microtubule cytoskeleton organization
Cellular component (GO): microtubule; cytoplasm
Molecular function (GO): structural constituent of cytoskeleton; GTP binding
Source: RefSeq, a predicted model, not a curated record